AUGAAGACCCUAUCGUGGAAUGUCAGGGGCUGCAAUGCCCUUGACAAGAUCCGCUUGAUCAAGCGAUGUCUUGAUCAAGUGAGACCGGAUGUUCUUCUCUUACAAGAAACAAAGAUCAAAGAGGAGGAUUUUAGUUUGUUUUCUAGGAAAUUUCAUUCAUGGAAUUGUAGUUUGGUAGGAGCUCAAGGUGCUUUUGGAGGUCUAGCUGUGCUCUGGAAGGGUUCAGUUGUGGAUGUGACAGUUGUUAGGGCCACUCGCUGGUGGCAAUGGCUGAAAAUUAAAUCAAUGCAAUUGCAGACUAGUUUCUUCCUCUUCAACAUCUAUGGGCUGAUCAACUCAAAUUUGAAAAAGCAAGUGUGGAGUGAGUUAUUUGAAAUUCUGUCUAAUGACAAGGAAAAUGUUUUCAUCCUAGGAGGUGAUUUCAACGCACUAAUCAGACCUUUAGACAAGAAAGGGGGCAUGGGUUGGAACAGACAGAGUCAAAGAGACUUCCACUCCUUUGUUACAAGUGCAGGUCUAAUUGAAAUUCCUUUCAAAAGGGGAGAAUUCACAUGGACCAACAGGAGGAGUGGAUUCCUAAAUAUCGCUGAAAAGUUAGACAGGUUCUUCAUAGCAGGAGAUUGGUUGGAGUGUCAUUGGACCAGCAAGGCGGAGAUCUUACCUUUCACGGGAUCAAACCAUUAUCCUAUAAGUCUAAGGCUGCAGGAUGACAGUGCUCCAGAGCGGUGCCCCUUUAAAUUUGAGGCAAUGUGGCUUCGGGAUGGCAACAUCAAAAGUCUCAUAGACCAAUGGUGGCUUUCACUUUUUUCAAAAAACUUCAAUUCGUGA
Messenger RNA from Cryptomeria japonica (Japanese cedar), 828 nucleotides. RefSeq lists its product as uncharacterized. The transcript has a single exon. NCBI's taxonomy places the organism in Eukaryota, Viridiplantae, Streptophyta, Pinopsida, Cupressales, Cupressaceae. Bases 1 to 828 code for a protein of 275 amino acids. The record is from RefSeq and is a predicted model, not a curated record. Gene Ontology annotation, biological process: DNA repair. Gene Ontology annotation, molecular function: DNA binding; endonuclease activity.